GUGGCGGCGGCGGCGGCGGCGGGCGCGGGGCUGGGGCCGCGCCCGGAUCCGCGAGGAGCGCGAGCGCGCAGCGGAGCCGCCGCCGGGACAUGGCCCAGGCGGGCGGCGCAGGUGGCCCUUCCCUGGGCGGCGGUGCCCCCUGGCACCUUCGGAAUGUCCUUGGAGACUCAGUGGAGAGCUCGGAUGAUGAAUUCUUCGAUGCUAGAGAGGAGAUGGCGGAAGGAAAGAAUGCCAUCCUCAUCGGGAUGAGCCAGUGGAAUUCAAACGACCUGGUGGAACAGAUUGAGACCAUGGGGAAGCUCGAUGAGCCUCCAGGAGAAGGGGCCACACCGUGCACAUCGAGCAUCCUCCAGGAGAAGCAGCGAGAACUGUACCGGGUAUCCUUGAGAAGACAGAGAUUCCCAGCCCAGGGAAGCAUCGAGAUCCAUGAAGACAGUGAGGAAGGCUGCUCUCAGCGCUCCUGUAAGACUCACGUGCUCCUGCUGGUGCUGCACGGUGGCAACAUCCUGGACACAGGCUCAGGGGACCCUGCCUGCAAGGCAGCUGACAUCCACACCUUCAGCUCCGUCCUGGAGAAGGUCAUGCGUGCCCACUUCCCUGCUGCCCUGGGCCACAUCCUUAUCAAGUUCAUUCCCUGUCCCGCCAUCUGCUCCGAGGCUUUCUCACUGGUCUCUAACCUGAACCCUUACAGCCAUGACGAGGGCUGCCUCAGCAACAGCCAGGACCAUGUCCCGCUGGCUGCCCUGCCCCUGCUCGCCAUCUCCUCCCCGCAGUACCAGGAUGCCGUUGCCAUGGUCAUUGAGCGAGCUAACCAGGUCUACAGCGAGUUCCUCAGGUCCUCUGAUGGGAUUGGAUUCAGCGGGCAGGUGUGUCUGAUUGGAGACUGUGUGGGUGGCCUCCUGGCCUUUGAUGCCAUCUGCUACAGUGCAGGGCCCUCUGGUGACAGCCCGGGCAGCAGCAGCCGGAAGGGGAGCAUCAGCAGCACCCAGGACACCCCAGUGGUGGUGGAGGAAGACUGCAGCCUGGCCAGCAGCAAGCGACUCAGCAAAAGCAACAUUGACAUCUCCAGUGGGAUAGAGGAUGAGGAGCCCAGGAGGCCGUUGCCACGGAAACAGAGCGACUCUUCUACCUAUGACUGUGAGGCCAUCACCCAGCAUCAUGCCUUCCUCUCAAGCAUCCACUCCAGUGUGCUCAAGGACGAGGUCGAGCUCUCUGCGGCUGGGAGGCCCCAGCUCCCUGAGGUCAGCCUGGGCCGCUUUGACUUUGAUGUGUCCGACUUCUUCCUCUUCGGCUCACCCCUGGGCCUGGUCCUAGCCAUGAGGAGGACAGUGCUGCCUGGGCUGGACGGUUUCCAGAUGCGUCCUGCCUGCAGCCAGGUCUACAGCUUCUUCCACUGUGCAGAUCCCUCCGCUUCGCGACUGGAGCCUCUGCUGGAGCCCAGGUUCCACCUGGUGCCUCCCGUCAGCGUGCCCCGCUACCAGAGGUUCCCCCUGGGUGAUGGACAGUCUCUCCUCUUGGCUGAUGCCCUGCACACCCACAGCCCCCUGUUCGUGGAGGGCACCUCCCAGGGCAACCCCCCGCUUCUGGAUGCCCCCAGUUCCCUCCCUCAAGCCCCGAGGUUCCAGCCUGCCAGACGGAGGAUGAGUGAGGGCAGCUCCCACAGUGACAGCUCAGAGUCCUCGGACAGCCUGGCACCUGUGGGUGCCUCCCGCAUCACGGCCAGAUGGUGGGGGACCAAGCGCAUCGACUAUGCUCUCUACUGCCCUGACGUCCUCACUGCCUUCCCCACUGUGGCCCUGCCCCAUCUCUUCCAUGCCAGCUACUGGGAGUCUACUGACGUGGUUGCCUUCAUCUUGAGACAGGUGAUGAGAUACGAGAGUGUGAGCAUCAAGGAGAGCGCCGGCCUGGACCCCGCGGCGCUGAGCCCCAGCAACCCCCGAGAGAAAUGGCUUCGCAAGCGGACCCAGGUCAAACUGCGGAAUGUCACUGCUAAUCACCGGGCUAACGAUGUGAUUGCUGCCGAAGACGGCCCCCAGGUCCUAGUGGGACGCUUUAUGUAUGGGCCUCUUGACAUGGUGGCUCUGACUGGAGAGAAGGUGGACAUCCUGGUGAUGGCAGAGCCAUCCUCAGGCCGCUGGGUACACUUGGACACCGAGAUCACCAACAACAGCGGUCGGAUCACAUACAGUGUGCCGCGGCCCCGGCGCUUGGGGAUUGGUGUCUACCCUGUGAAGAUGCUGGUCAGGGGCGACCAGACCUGUGCAAUGAGCUACCUCACUGUGCUGCCCAGGGGCAUGGAAUGUGUUGUAUUCAGCAUUGAUGGGUCCUUUGCGGCCAGUGUGUCCAUCAUGGGCAGUGACCCCAAGGUCCGGCCAGGUGCGGUGGAUGUGGUGCGGCACUGGCAGGACCUGGGAUACAUGAUCCUUUACAUCACCGGGCGGCCGGACAUGCAGAAGCAGCGGGUGGUGUCGUGGCUGUCUCAGCACAACUUCCCACAGGGCAUGAUCUUCUUCUCUGAUGGGCUGGUGCACGACCCACUGCGGCAGAAGGCCAUCUUCCUCCGCAACCUCAUGCAGGAGUGCUUCAUCAAAAUCAGCGCUGCCUACGGCUCCACCAAGGACAUCUCCGUCUACAGCGUGCUGGGCCUGCCGGCCUCCCAGAUCUUCAUCGUGGGCCGGCCCACCAAGAAGUACCAAACCCAGUGCCAGUUCCUGAGCGAAGGCUACGCCGCACACCUGGCUGCGCUGCAGGCCAGCCACCGCUCGCGCCCCAAGAAGAACAACUCGCGCAUGAUCCUGCGCAAGGGCAGCUUCGGGCUGCAUGCGCAGCCCGAGUUCCUGCGCAAGCGCAACCACCUACGCCGGACCCUGUCUGUGCAGCAGCCAGACCCGCCGGCCAUCACCCCCAAGCCGGAGCGAGCCCAGAGCCAGCCCGAGUCCGACAAGGACCACGAGCGGCCGCUGCCCGCGCUCAGCUGGGUGCGCGGGCCCCCCAAAUUCGAGUCGGUGCCCUGAGGGGCGAGCGGUGUUCAGAGCAGAGGGGAUCAGGCUGCCUGCAGGGAUGGAGGGCCGCCUCUCCCCGCACAGGCGUUUUCCUGCUUUUUCCCUCCCGUGUCUGUCCAGCCGUGUCCGACCAGAGCGGGAAGGGACCCUCUGGCCGUGGGAGAGCUCCCGGGCUGCGACGGGGUGAAAUCCGGGGGCCUCAGAGCUGCUGCUGCCUCCCCACGCAGGGACGGUGAGCGCGCGUCAGGGCGGACGUUCGUGGCGUCCUGGGGACAGGCCUGCGGAGACUCCUGUCCCGGCAGUCAGCGUCCUUCUGAGUCCCUGGACUCCCGCGGUCAGGCCAGGCGCACUGUGUGUGGAGAGGGCCUCCCCUUGGGGACCGGCAGCCGCGGCAGGCGCUGCCUUGUGGAGGAGCCAGUGGCGUUUGUGCCCGCCCUCCUAGUGACGUCCCCAGUCACCACGUGGAGGCUGACUUGUGGCAAAGCGGUCACUUUCUGGAGUGAGAGGACGCCCCCUAGGUUCACCCUGUGUACCGGUGUCUGCCUACUGCCCGGGGGCUGGAUGAGUGCUGAGGUUUUGUCCGCCUGCAGCUGUCCUUUGCCCCUCACUGUUGUCCUCACCAUCUUCACCAUUUUCCGGUGGCCCUUGGGAACAGGUGUCCCUCUUCCAGGAUCCCUGCUUUGUGCUCUCACCCCUGAGGCUGCAGCUUUGGAUUCUGGCCCUGCUGGGCUGGCUGUGUGCCUCGGGUCUGUUGCUUACUCUCUCUGGACAUGGCCUUCCUUCCGUGAAUUGGAAGGGGCCCAACCCUCCAGCUGAGAUAGGUGCACUUUUUGGCUGGUAGGCUGCCCUGACCUUCUGAGCCUGAGAUUUGCAGGGUGCAGGUUAAUGUGCUUUUUUCGCACAGCCUCACUGAGGGGUUCUGCUCUGGAGGAAGCUCUUCUCUACAGAGAGCCGCAGCAGGGCUGCUUUGCACUGACGCCCGAAUGAGGUGUUCCAGGGAUAGACACCCCCCGGAGGGUACUGAUCUGGCCCACCCACCCCUGGCUCUCUCUGACCUAUUCCCUUGUUGCUUUCUGAAAAGCACGGAGUUGAGUUACCAGGGUCUGGGGGCGUCAUGGGAUUUUGGUCCAAACUGUAAUAUUUCUUCCCUUCCAGCGACCACUUAGCUUGGUUUGAGCUUCAGGGCUCCCCCAACGCUGGUGUCCCACGGAAGGAGGUAGGGCUUGGCUUUCCUGGGGCCACUUAAAGCCUGCCCUGGUCCUCCUGCUACUGAGCCCCUGGCCCAGGCAAGGGUGUCCCACAGCUGCCUGUGCUCCCUGGCGCAGUCUCAUACCUCUGGUGGGGCUGCCCAUAGUUGUCAGCCAGGCUGCCCCAGGGCCUGGACAUCUGUACAUGCAGCAGGCACCUGUGUCACUCAGUAUUGCUUCUGCUCAAUGUCUACCUCUUGCAGCUCCCCUGCAGCCAUGGCGGCUGCUCCUGGGGGUAGUUGGCACCGUUGUUGUGAAUCACCUUGGCAAUCUGGGAACCCUGCUGGGGCUGGAGGGGUCUGGGCUCUAAGCCCCCACCCCUACACUUUCUCCAGCCUGCCAGCUACUGCCACCUUUGCCCGACCCAUCUGCCAGCUCUUGUAAUCCACUUGCAGCACUGUACCCUGUGUCCCAGUCCUGUGAGGAUGGCAGGGAGCUGGGGGUUAGCCUUAGCCUUUUUCUGGUCCUGGCUCUGGCUCUUAGCUCUCUCUUUCUCUCAGCACCAGCUUAUAUGGCAUAGCAUUUUAUUCCUAACUCUUUCUGCUCCUUCCUCCAAAUUAUCUUGAUUUACACUUGGGCAGAGUUAUUUUUUGACAUCCCAUCAUUUCCUUUUGGCAGAAGUCCCUGAUGUGUUACUUUCAAAUGAUGGAAUAAUUAGUGUGGGAUCCUUUCCGUUGGUAGAUCCUCUCCUCCCUUUUUGAGAACUGAAGGCCGGGGAGCGGGGUGGCUGGAAGUGAGGGCACAGGCUUGUGACCUGGGGGCCCCAGGGACUUGAGAACAAGUGACCAGGGCUGUGUUUCUGGAGAUUAGAACUGAGACACAGGACCCAGCAGGAGGGCUACCACCGCUUCCUUGCUGGAACCCUGUAUGGGGACUUUGAGGAGUCUCACCCAAGCUGCUCGCAGUGUACAGGGACAGAUUGUGAACACAACUUCUGGAGCUGUGGUUGGUGUGUGUGUGAAUGCGUGUACUUUGCAGUUGUGUUUUGUGAUGAGACUGCGUAUGUCUCAGUAUUGCUUUUUCAGCAGCUGUGUCCCCAAUAUGCACUAGUGGUGUGUUCAGUUUUGUCCGUUAAGUCAGAGCCAAAAAGAACCGAGUCCUGUCUUUUGGAGCGGGUGCUGCUGCCUCUCCUCCAGUAGUUCUGUGACCCCCUAACCCAGCUGUCCUUAGACUCUGUCUAGUGCCCGCUGUCCCGUAGCUGGAAACAGAUCUCCCCUGACCAAAGCUCCCGUUUUUCAUGUGGCAUGUUUGUUUUUCCUUCCGGUGGCUCUGCUGGCUGGGGGCCUGCGGGCUGCCUACCUUCCUCUAUUACUUGCCCUCUUGGGGUUCAGGGUGCAUCUUUUGCCAGGGCCUGCUCUUCCAGCAUCAUGGUUUUCCCCCUAGAGAUCUUGACUUCUUCCUGAAGCAUGACAAACUAUUUAAAAAAGAGAAAGUCUGCUUUGUGCAUUUGGAUGGGUAAUCUUCCUGACUGGGUGCUGGCUACAGCAACCAUGUCUGGACUUCUAGUGUCACCAAGCUUAUGUGGGGUGGCUCUCUGAAGGAAGGGGGCAGGAUCUUAGGGUUUUGAAACUGUACUUUUUUCACUAUGAAGCCCAGAUAUGUGCCCCAGAAGUGUCCUGCAGACAAAACAUCCACCAGUCUGUGAAUGAAACUGAAUUCCUCCUGAGGCAGGUGGCCUGGGCCAGAGGGGGCACCAGUUUUGACCUGGUUCAGGUGCAGCCCUGCCUAGGACGGGAGUCCUGACUGGGAAAGGGCCUUGCAGUUGACCCCGCCUUAACAACCAACUUUCCAGCUGAAUCCCAGGAGAUGUGGGUGCCAGCUGCUCUGGAAACCUGUUUUCUUUAGCUCAGUCAAAACCCCCCAUGCAUCUUUUUCGGUUGGGGGAAUUUUCAACAUUUGAAUCAGGAUUGAUUCCAAGCAAUGAGGCCUGGCUGGAUCCUGCUCUUUUUCUUGAGAAACUAACGGGACGUGUGGCAGGAUAAUUAAGAGUUCGACUUCACUGACUUUGGGACACCCAGAGGCAGGUGACACCAAGGAGGGCCAGGCCAGAGAAGGGUGGCUCCGCAUGAGGACCCUGCUGUCAGAUCCCAUUGUCCCUUUCUGUUGGUUUACUCGAUGGUGGCAGCCAGUCUGACCUGGUCUGUGGGCUGGCUGAUCCUAAGUGUGUACCUUCAGUGUUAUCCGUGAUGGGUGGUUGUGUGCUGGAAAAGGGUUAUUAGGUUCCUGUGGCUGCCUUGUACAAAUCCGUUAGAAAAGGAUGUAUAAAACCCCAGAUUUAUAACACGACAAAAACAGCAUUAUGGAGUUAAAAGAUUUUUACAAUUGGUCUUGAUUUUGAUGUGAGCUGGUUUUUAACUCAAACAUUGUCACUUAAAUAAAAACCUUAUUUGCCUUUAAAA
Molecule: messenger RNA, 6648 nt
Organism: Cavia porcellus (domestic guinea pig)
Lineage: Eukaryota; Metazoa; Chordata; Mammalia; Rodentia; Caviidae
Gene: Pitpnm3
Product: PITPNM family member 3
Exons: 20
Coding region: 90-3014 (974 amino acids)
Cellular component (GO): COPII-coated ER to Golgi transport vesicle; cytoplasm
Molecular function (GO): metal ion binding; glycerophospholipase activity
Source: RefSeq, a predicted model, not a curated record